AUGGUUAUGUCAUUCAACUGUGCAGUGGAAGCUAAAGAUGGAACUAUCUCCGUGGCUACUGCAUUUGCCGGUCACCAACAAGCUGUGCAAGACAGCGACCACAAAUUCCUAACCCAAGCUGUUGAAGAAGCUUACAAGGGAGUUGAUUGUGGUGAUGGUGGUCCAUUUGGUGCCGUUAUUGUGCAUAAGAACGAGGUAGUCGCUAGCUGCCACAAUAUGGUUUUGAAAUACACAGACCCAACUGCACAUGCCGAGGUCACAGCCAUUAGAGAGGCGUGCAAGAAGCUUAACCAAAUCGAGCUAUCAGAAUGCGAGAUUUACGCAUCUUGUGAGCCGUGCCCCAUGUGCUUUGGAGCUAUCCAUCUCUCAAGAUUGAAGAGAUUGGUUUAUGGAGCCAAAGCCGAAGCCGCCAUAGCCAUCGGGUUUGAUGACUUCAUAGCUGAUGCUCUGAGAGGCACCGGGGUUUACCAGAAAUCUAACCUGGAGAUCAUAAAAGCUGACGGGAACGGCGCCGUUAUUGCUGAGCAAGUUUUCCAGAACACUAAGGAGAAGUUCCGUUUAUACUAG
Arabis nemorensis is the source of this 567-nucleotide messenger RNA. NCBI's taxonomy places the organism in Eukaryota, Viridiplantae, Streptophyta, Magnoliopsida, Brassicales, Brassicaceae. The record is from the annotation of a GenBank genome assembly.